Molecule: messenger RNA, 1137 nt
Organism: Notodromas monacha
Lineage: Eukaryota; Metazoa; Arthropoda; Ostracoda; Podocopida; Cyprididae
Source: the annotation of a GenBank genome assembly
AUGGAACGGCGGAAAGUGGUCUUGUUAAUGAUUGGCGUCAUGGUGAAAUUUCUUCUCUCCACCCUGAUGAUAACACUUGGUGUGAAUGGACAAACAAUGGAAGCAGACACCAACUUCACUCAAGCUCUGGUAUACUUGGCAAAAUUUGGUUACUUGGCACCAGGUCCACUCACAAAUCCUCAAGCAGGUGCAUUGAUGGAUGGAGAGGAGCUGGAGAAAGGCAUCAAGCGGUUUCAAGAUUUUGCAAAAAUCCCUGUCACAGGUCCACUCACAAAUCCUCAAGCAGGUGCAUUGAUGGAUGGAGAGGAGCUGGAGAAAGGCAUCAAGCGGUUUCAAGAUUUUGCAAAAAUCCCUGUCACAGGGAAACUAGACGAAACGACUGUGGAGCUGAUGCAGCUGCCCAGAUGCGGAGUCACGGACAACGUCGGCUACGGCAACAAGGCACGCAGAAGGAAGCGAUACACUCUCCAAGGAAGCAGAUGGAGAGUGAAAGCGCUGACUUACCAGAUAACCAAGUACCCAAAGAAUUUACCCAAGUCGCAAGUAGACACGGAAAUUGCGAGAGCCUUUAAAGUGUGGUCAGACGUGACCGACUUGACGUUUACAGCUGUGACCUCGGGGAAAAUUCACAUUGAAAUUAGAUUCGAAGCAGGGGAACAUGGAGAUGGUGACCCUUUUGAUGGUCCUGGUGGAACCUUGGCUCAUGCAUACUUUCCCAUUUAUGGAGGUGAUGCACAUUUUGAUGACAGUGAGAAGUGGACUGUUAGCAAAUCUUCAGGAACUGAUUUGUUUCAAGUGGCAGCUCAUGAAUUUGGACACUCACUAGGAAUUGGUCACUCAGACAUCCGUCAAGCUUUAAUGGCACCAUUCUACAGAGGCUAUGACCCAAAUUUCAAACUGCAUUCUGAUGACAUACUGGCAAUCCAGUCAUUGUAUGGGAAGAAAUCAUCUGACCAAGACAAUGCAGUGUCUUCAUCUGCAACAACCACCACAACACCCAAGCCAAAUGCAACUGUCAAACCAGGAAGUACUGAUGCUGAAGGUGCUGCCAGUAAUGGGCCCAAAUUGUGCGAGGCUAAAAAUGUUGACACUUUUUUGACCACCAAGGAUGGAACAACUUAUGUUUUCAAAGACUAG